AUGCAGGUUCUGCAGGCGCUGUUGCUGACCCUCGGGUCCCUCCUUGCGGUGAACGGCCAGUCCUUCCACCUGGGGAGGUGUCCCAAACCGCCCGUUCAGCUAACCUUUGAUGUCGCUAAGUACAUGGGAAGGUGGUAUGAGAUCGAGAAACUGCCCGCGGCCUUCGAGCUGGGAAAGUGCAACCAGGCGACUUACACCCUGAAGCCCGAGGGCGUGGUCCAGGUGGUGAACGCGGAGCUGCUGUCUGACGGGAUUGUGAACGAGAUCGUGGGGACGGCUCGAGUGAAGGAUCCCUCGCAGCCAGCUAUCCUGGAAGUCAGCUUCUUUGAGGGUGCGCCCAGUGCCCCGUAUUGGGUAUUGUCCACAGAUUACGAAAACUACUCGCUCGUCUACUCCUGCACUAACUACCUGGGUUUCUUCUACGUGGACUUCGCCUGGAUCUUGAGUAGGUCGCGGACUCUGGCCGCCACUACCGUCGAGCAGCUGCGCAGCACGCUAACCUACAACGGCAUCAGCGUGGCGCGCAUGACGGCGACGGAUCAGACCGGUUGCGCGGCUUUGUCGCGGUCGCCGGCUCCCGCUGUGGCUGCGUGA
This is a messenger RNA of Megalops cyprinoides (Indo-Pacific tarpon), 594 nucleotides long. RefSeq names its product apolipoprotein D-like. The record is from RefSeq and is a predicted model, not a curated record. The transcript is spliced from 4 exons. Gene Ontology annotation, molecular function: lipid binding. Gene Ontology annotation, biological process: tissue regeneration; lipid transport; brain development. NCBI's taxonomy places the organism in Eukaryota, Metazoa, Chordata, Actinopteri, Elopiformes, Megalopidae. Bases 1 to 594 code for a protein of 197 amino acids.